This is a messenger RNA of Pogoniulus pusillus (Red-fronted tinkerbird), 1692 nucleotides long. RefSeq names its product claudin 5 (gene CLDN5). Gene Ontology annotation, molecular function: structural molecule activity. Gene Ontology annotation, biological process: bicellular tight junction assembly; cell adhesion. The record is from RefSeq and is a predicted model, not a curated record. Gene Ontology annotation, cellular component: plasma membrane; bicellular tight junction. The transcript has a single exon. The coding region runs from base 76 to 726 and encodes 216 amino acids. NCBI's taxonomy places the organism in Eukaryota, Metazoa, Chordata, Aves, Piciformes, Lybiidae.
GUUCGGGACCCGUGGUGCAGACCUGCCGCGCCGUCCUUUCUCCAGAGGCUUUGGUGAGGCAGCAGCAGCAGCAGCAUGACUUCGGCGGCGGUGGAGAUUUUGGGGCUGGGGCUCGGCAUCCUGGGCUGGGUGGGAGUGAUCCUGGCCUGCGGGCUGCCCAUGUGGCAGGUGUCGGCCUUCAUCGACGUGAACAUCGUGGUGGCGCAGACCAUCUGGGAAGGACUGUGGAUGAACUGCGUGGUGCAGAGCACGGGGCAGAUGCAGUGCAAGGUGUACGACUCCAUCCUGGCUCUGCCGCCCGAGGUGCAGGCGGGCCGGGCGCUCACUGUCAUCGUGGCGCUGCUGGGGCUGGUGGCCUUGAUGGUCACUGUAGUGGGCGCUCAGUGCACCAACUGCAUCCGUCCCGGCAAGAUGAAGUCCCGCAUCGUGAUUGCCGGCGGGGCCAUCUACAUCCUCUGCGGGGUCCUGGUUCUCGUCCCGCUCUGCUGGUUCGCCAACAUUGUCAUCAGCGACUUCUACGAUCCCACUGUGCCGUCGUCCCAGAAGCGGGAGAUGGGAGCCGCGCUCUACAUCGGCUGGGCGGCCACGGCCCUGCUUCUCUUUGGGGGUGGCCUCAUCUGCUGCUGCUCCUGCUCCCAGCGCGAUGAGACCUCCUUCCCCGUCAAGUACUCGGCUCCGCGGCGGCCCACUUCCAACGGCGAGUACGACAAGAAGAACUACGUCUGAGCGGGGCUGCUCCGCGGUCCCGGCCCUGCGGGGACACGGACACGGACUGGCUCCGGCCGCCUCAUGGGCUGGAACGGGGCACCGCUCCGAGAGUCUGCGCUGAGCUCUAGCGCUCCCCUGCCUCGAGGCUCUUCUUAACGGGAUCCCGUAAAGCGGCAGCCCUAGGCAGGGCAGCGCCCGGCGCACCGGCGGCUCUCGCCGCUUAGCUACGGGCAGCGCCGCGCUUGGCGCCGCCGGGGACCCGGUACUGACCGCCCGCCAUGCCGAGACGAGCAAAGCCCUCCCCGGCCGCACAGUGCAGCCGGACCAGCAUCUCCGCGGCCCGAGACGGCUGGAGGCACAGAUGAGCCCGGGAGAGCCGCGGCAGCAUCUCCCGGUACGCCCCGUUCGGGCUCCGUCCCCUGUCUGCCCGUCCGGCUCCCGGCGCUUCCCCGGCCAUACCGUGAGAGACUUGUGAGUACUUCACCGGCCGCUUUUGCCGCCGGCGCCUCUUGGGGCACCACCGGCUGGUGGGACCAGGACCUCAGGUGUUCACUGUUGCCAAGGAGACGCUUCCUUUAGUCAUUUUCUCUCCUGAAAACCUGCAUCUGGCUGUUGCCUCUGGGACUUCAGCUGGCUCGGGGCGUUUGUUCUUCUGUUUGGGCAACUAAACUAGGGAUAACGUCCAAAGCGUGACACUAACCGUGGUUCUUGCUCCCGCAGGCAAGUAAACUGUUUGGAGAAAGGCCUUUGAUUUUCUUCAGUUGUUUCAGUCCCUCAGAGAGGUGCUGUUGUCCGUGUGUCUGUGAGAUCUUUGAAAGACAUUCAGGUAGUUGCUGUCAUUUAAUGGAGAACAAACAAGAUUACAGUAGGUUGCCUGUUAAGAUUCUUUAUCCUUUCUCCUUCAUCGGCUUUUGUUCUGUUUUGACUUGAAUAUGAACUCAUUGCCAGAAUCAUUGGAGGACUAAACAUCGAGAUCUGGGGGGG